This is a messenger RNA of Ipomoea triloba (trilobed morning glory), 1074 nucleotides long. Its product is annotated as valencene synthase-like. Bases 7 to 1074 code for a protein of 355 amino acids. The transcript is spliced from 6 exons. Lineage: Eukaryota; Viridiplantae; Streptophyta; Magnoliopsida; Solanales; Convolvulaceae. Gene Ontology annotation, molecular function: terpene synthase activity; magnesium ion binding. The record is from RefSeq and is a predicted model, not a curated record.
AACAAAAUGGCUGCCAAUAAUAAUAUACCAUUAUCAGUUCUUACAUCUCAUGAUAUGCAUAAAGGUAGUCGUCGUUCCGCUGGUUUUCAUCCAAGCAUUUGGGGACACUAUUUUCUACCUUAUUCUACUCAAACCAAGGAAGCAAAUACACAAGAAUGUCAAGAGCAUCAACAACUAAAGGAAAAGGUGAAGAACAUACUUGUUGAAGCCCCACAAAUUUCUUCUCAAAAAUUAGAGUUGAUCAACAAGAUCCAACGUUUGGGGGUGAGCUAUCAAUUUGAAAAGGAGAUUGAAGCAACAUUGCAACUCAUUUUCAGGAGGUACUAUGAAUCGAAUAUCCAAGAAGAUGAUGAGAACGAUCUUUAUAUUGUUUCUUUGCGCUUUCGAUUACUUAGACAACAUGGUUAUCCUGUACCAUGUGGGGUUUUUGAAAAGUUCACUGGAUUUGAUGGAAAGUUCAAAGAAUCUGAUAAUGUGCAAGCAAUCAUAAAUUUGUACGAGGCAUCACAUCUUAGGGUGCACGGGGAGAAUAUUUUAGAUGAAGCAUUAAUAUUUUCCACUUUGUAUCUACAAUCCAUGCAACCAAACCUGACCAAUCACCUUAAAUCUCAAGUCAAUGAAGCACUAAAGCGGCCAAUUUGGAAAAGAUUAACGAGGAUAGAAGCAAAAAGAUACAUAUCAAUUUACGAAUUUGAUGAAUCACACGAUGUUGUACUGUUGAAAUUUGCAAAGUUGGACUUCAACAUGUUGCAGAAGGAACAUCAAUGGGAGAUAGGUUGUCUCACAAGAUGGGAUGCUAGUGCUAUAAAUGAAUUACCAGAAUAUAUGAGGGUUUGCUACAUUGCCCUUCUUGAUAUUUAUGCUCAAAUGGAGAGAGAAUUAGGCCCAAAAGGUCGAGCAUACCAAGUCAACUAUGCUAUAUCUGAGAUGAAAAAAUUAGUGGGAGCAUAUUAUGAAGAAGCUAAGUGGUUUCAUGACGGUAGUCCACCAAAUUUUGAAGAGUACAUGAAAAAUGCAAUUGCAUCAUCUGGUUAUAUGAUGGUAGCGACUUCUUCUUUAGCAGGCAUCCAUUAA